AUGAAUCACUACAAAGCAGUAAAAAGGGUUCUACGAUACAUAAGAGGAACUCUAGAUCAUGGAGUGAAGUUUAUGAGGACUAAAGAAGCCAAGCUACUUGGGUAUUCAGACAGUGAUUUGGCUGGAUCCAUUGAAGAUGAAGAGUACAUCAGAAAAACAAAACACUUGAAAAUCAAGUAUCACUUUGUGAGAGAAGUGGAACAAGCCAAGGAAGUAACCUUGAUACACUAUAGUUUACAAGAUCAAUUAGCUGACAUUUUAACAAAACCUCUUAGAAAGAUGAGGUUUGAAAAGCCGCAUUAUGGUAUUGGAGUUCGAAGCAUGAAGAUCAAGGAGGAGUUUGAAUGA
Messenger RNA from Gossypium arboreum, 348 nucleotides. RefSeq lists its product as uncharacterized. The record is from RefSeq and is a predicted model, not a curated record. NCBI's taxonomy places the organism in Eukaryota, Viridiplantae, Streptophyta, Magnoliopsida, Malvales, Malvaceae. The transcript has 2 exons. Bases 1 to 348 code for a protein of 115 amino acids.